AUGUUUCGCCACCGCGCUGCGGGGGCGCCGCGGCUAUGGGACCUCGACGUCCUGGACGCCAUGGAGCCCCUGCAAACGCUCGGGAGCGCCAAGAAGGCGAAGACCAAAGGGAAGAAGAAGACGAAGCCGCGCGCCACCAAGGCGCAUGACGCGCCUGUGAUGUGUCUGCACGGCAGCCCCUUCAACCGGAGCGUCCUGGCGAGCGGUUCUGCUGACGAGACGCUCAAGAUCUGGGACGUUGCCCAGAACGCAGUCGUGCACACUUACACGCACCACUCCAGCAAAGUCCAGUGCGUGAAAUGGCACCCCACAGAGCAGGCCGUGCUGCUCUCCGCCGCGUUCGACCAGAGACUGGCGCUCCUCGACGUGCGCCAGCCAGGCCAGGCCGCCAUGGUGGCGCUGCCAUCGGAGGCGGAGUCUGCUAUCUGGAGCAGGCACCAGCCGUUCUGGUGCUUCGCGAGCGCCGACAACGGGGCCGUCGCGUGCUACGACGUGCGGCGGGUGGUCGCCAAGGGGCCCGACGAGCAGAAGAUCCUGUGGUCCCUGCAGGCGCACGACGUAGCGUGCACCUCUGUGCAGGACUGCCCGACGAAGAACUUGCUCGUCACCGCUGGGCUUGACGGCGAGGCCAAGGUGUGGAGCCUGGCGCCCAAGGGCGCCGGGGCCGACGACAAGGUUGCAGCGCCGUCGCUGGUGUACAGCAAGAACUUGCAGGCGGGCCCGCUGUUCACGUGCAAUGCCAGCACUGAGGCUCCCGCGUUCUUCUGCUUCGGGGGCAAGUGCCCCGUGAUGUGGGACCUUUCCAGCGAGCAGAUUCUGAUAGACGCCUUCGAGCUGGAGGGCACCGCGGCGGCCGCCUGACAGCUCCGCCGGGGAGCGGUGGGAGAGGUCACCGGGGCGGCUGAGUCGGAGGCGACGAUGGGGGCGGCGCGAGAGCGCGAAGGCAUUCGCACCUCGAGCUUCGCGCGGCGCGAAGUUCGCGAAGUUGGGAGCCCUUGUUCUCACUUCCCCCGUGGGCUCGCCCUUCGACAGGCAUGCUCCUUGUCGCGAGGAAACAGAAUUGGGCGGGGGGUGCCUGCGCCGCUGUCCGUCUCUCUGGGGGCCCGCACCCGAACGAAGGAUUGCAAAAAAAAACCUUACUCGUAUGGCGCUCUCAAGCCCGUGC
Molecule: messenger RNA, 1165 nt
Organism: Prorocentrum cordatum
Lineage: Eukaryota; Dinophyceae; Prorocentrales; Prorocentraceae
Source: the annotation of a GenBank genome assembly